UAAGCGUUUACCAACACGAUAGAACUAUAAGGUGGUUAGUGCACUUGUAAUUCUCUGUAAAAAUGGUAAACAAAACAACAUGGACUCAAACCACUUGUCGAAUAUGCUGGUUCAGUUUUAGCACCAUGAUAAACAUAUUCGAUGGGCCAUCAGAAGUUGGCUUUUCAAAUGUCGACGUGAUUUCACAUUACACUGGGAAAGAAGUUAAACGAGGAGAUGCAUUUCCUGAAACCGUGUGCUCGUUGUGCAUGGUGGAUGCGCGGAUAGCAUUUAGGGCAAGACUGUCCUGCGAGGAAAGUAACCAGUGCGAAAUCAAACCGAAGGAAGAGGAUAUAGGCGAAGUGUUCGAAAUCUCGGAAUUUUUUGACGAGGACAUAGAAGAAGAAACGUUUAAGGGCCAAAUAAUUGAAGAAGGAUUUGAGGAAGGUGCUUGCAUUCUUCCUGACUGCGAUAUGGAGGAAUCAAAAAUUGAUGAGGAAAUUCCAGUGAAAAAUGAAAAAAUUGGAGAAGAGGAAUAUAGUUUAGACGGCACCCAGUCUAUGCACGUCCAAAUUAAGAACGAGCCGAUUGAGGAAGAAGAAUACCAGGUAUCGUCUAACUGUGAUGUGACCAACGAGCCAAUCAAAACUGAAAUAUUAGACGAUGGAGCCCUAACAUCACCUAUUGAGCAAUGUAAUGAAGAAACUAAGACAAAUUUACUGGAGUCCCAUAUGCAGACCCAUAAGAAAGGAUGGUUCAAGUGCAGCAUCUGUCCAAAGACUUUUUCUUUAAAGAACUCCUUAAUACGACACAGAAAAAUGCACGAAGGUGGCCCCUUAAAUUGCUCUGAGUGCUCCAUGACCUUCAACAAUCGUAGCCAGUUUUCGCAACACAUGCGCACGCACUCUUUUACUUGCCUAAUAUGCUCCGAAUCUUUCGCUGUUAAUAGCGAUUUAAAACAACACAUGCAAACUCACAAUGACUUUUUAUUCAAGGAGCCAAUCAAAAAGGAGUUAGACGAUGGAGCCCACACAAGACUAAUGGUGCAAUCGGAUUUAAAGAAAUGCACCCGGGCUAUUAACAAGACAUCGCUUCAAUGUAGUCACUGCCGUAUGCUUUUUUCUACUCAAACUUUUUUGGAGACGCACAUGCAGACCCACGAGGAGCGACCAUACAAGUGCCAACUCUGUCCGAAGUCAUUUGUUUUACAGAAACAUUUAUCAAUGCAUGGAAGAGUCCACGAAGGCGGGCCCUUUAAGUGCUCUGAAUGCUCGAUGCCUUUUGUCACUCGGCGAGAGCUUAUGAGCCACAUGCACCAGCACGUUCUUAGGUGCUUAAUGUGCUUUAAGAUUUUUAAGAGCUCCUCUGAUCUGGAUGUGCACAUGCGAGAUCACCAUGUUGAACGGUUUAAUUGUUCUAUUUGUUCCGAGUCGUUUUCCUUUAACAACGAUUUGAAAAGACACAUGAGAACUCACAAUGACUCUUUGUUGAAGUGUACAUUAUGCCCAAAACUUUUUAAGGAUAAAUAUGCCUUGAAAAAUCACCUCCGCUCUCACAAGGACCAAAUUCUUCCUAACUAAAUGCUCUAAAAUGUAAAGCUAAUAAAAAUAUAUUUCUUACCAA
Molecule: messenger RNA, 1602 nt
Organism: Drosophila eugracilis
Lineage: Eukaryota; Metazoa; Arthropoda; Insecta; Diptera; Drosophilidae
Product: zinc finger protein 808-like
Exons: 2
Coding region: 63-1559 (498 amino acids)
Cellular component (GO): nucleus
Molecular function (GO): zinc ion binding
Source: RefSeq, a predicted model, not a curated record